AUGAAGUGGCCGAGCGGCCCCAACCUCUCACGGGCACGGAUAUCGACCGAGCCCGUGACGGGUGAGGUUGUGGAGUGGAAAGGCAAGUAUGGCUGGAUACAACCCACGGUGCCCGUGGAGCAUCCUAUGUCCGACAAGCAUCAGGGAAGAAUCUAU
Messenger RNA from Symbiodinium necroappetens, 156 nucleotides. The record is from the annotation of a GenBank genome assembly. Lineage: Eukaryota; Dinophyceae; Suessiales; Symbiodiniaceae.